AAUCGGUAUUGACAAAAGCUGAAAAAAAAAAAAAAAAAAAGAGAGAGAGAGAGAGAAAGAUGCGUCCUUUAGCACCGCUUUUAUGUCUUUACGACCACCUCAACUCUUUCACCCAUCUCAUCUCCUCAGUUAUGGCCUCUCCCUUCUCUCCUACUAUACUAUUCUCCCUCUCUCUCUCUUCACUAGUAUUAUUUUCUCAAAUUCCAAAUCUUCUCUCACGUUACAAUACUUUCCUAAUUCAUUUCACAUUUCUUGUCUAUGGGUUAUUUUAUAUCAUGCAAUGCAGAAUCAGCAAUUGCCACCUGCGAUUCUUAUAACUGCAACUUUAUAAAGAAUCGAAAAAAACAUACCCAUAUUAAAAUCAGAGAGUUUUCUUACUCUGAUCUUCACUCUGCCACCAAUGCUUUUUCUCAAGACAAUCUUUUAGGUAAAGGCAGCCAUGGAUAUGUCUACAAAGCUCAUCUUCAUCAAUAUAAACUCAUUGCAGCUGUUAAAAAGAGCAAAAUAAACAGUUCCACCAAUUCCCCAACUGAAAAUGAGAUCGAAAUUCUUUCAAGAGUUCAUCACCCCAGGCUAGUUAAUUUACUAGGUUAUGCAGUGGAUGACUCCAAUCAGAAUAAACUGAUUGUUGUGGAGUUUAUGCCAAACGGGUCUUUAUAUGAACUUCUUCAUUGUUCAUCUAAACCUCCUAAUUGGACCCGACGUGUCAAAUUUGCGUUACAAAUCGCAAAGGGUGUUCAUUUCUUACAUUCUUCGAAUCCCCCAGUGAUUCAUAGAGAUAUUAAAUCGUCGAAUAUUCUUCUUGAUGGAAAUUUCAGUGCUCGUCUUGGUGAUUUUGGAUUGUCUUUACGUGGCCACGUUGAAGAUGUGGUCGUGAAAAGUACGCCCCCAGCAGGCACGUUAGGGUAUUUGGAUCCCGGUUAUCUUGCACCAAGUGAUCUAAGUACAAAAUCUGAUGUUUUUAGCUUUGGGAUUUUGUUACUGGAAAUCAUUAGUGGACGUAACGCAAUCGACGUUAAUUAUAGUCCGCCAUCAGUAGUAGAUUGGGCAGUACCGUUAAUUAAAUCCGAAUAUUAUUCGGAUAUUUGUGACCCGAGAAUCGGAUCACCCGAGGACGACGGCGUUUUACGGCAACUCGCGGUGGUGGCGGCGCGUUGCGUACGUAAGACGGCGGCGAAACGACCGGCGAUGGUUGAAGUGGUGGAGUGGUUGAAAUUGGUGUAUAAAAGAAUGAGUUCCCCUAUAUGGAAUCACAUUGGGCGGCGCGUGGGGAGGGUAACAGAAUCGUCGCGCGUGGUUAAGUACGAGGCUUUGGAUGAUAGUAUGGAAGUAGUCAAGAUCUCGAGAAUUGGGAGUACUACUAGAAGAAAUAGGAAAGUAUCCAAUGUGGUGAGCGUAGAUUUAGGAAAUAUUAAUAAGGAUCAAGAAAUAAAACCUGUUAUUAGGUCAAAAUCUAUUGGUUCACUUGGUGAGAUUGGAUUUGAGCCGUUGGAUUUCGGUAAUAGUAAUAAUCAGACGAUUAGGAGGAAAGGAGGAUUGGCUGUGAAGAUGCCAACAGUAAGGUUGAUUAAGUCAAGAUCAAUGGGGAUGAUACAAAGUAGUACAAGGUUAAUGUACAAGAGUAGUAGUAAUGGUGUUGUGGUAAAGUUUGUGAAAAAACCAAAUGGAAAAGAAUUAGAGGAAUCUAAAUUGUUAGUUGAUGUAGGAAAAGAACCCCAAAGGGGAGAGUAAUUGAUUGCAUUAUGAUUUAUUUAUUUAUUUAUUGCUUGUUGUAUUAUUCAUUUACUUCCCUUGUGGUAAAUUUAAACAGUUGUACUUUUUUUUUUCUCACCAUUAAGAUUUUCUUGAAAGAGAAAUUGUAUUUGCUUAUGGAAUUGAAAUCUAGCAUGCCUUGUUGAGAUUAAUGUGAUACUGUAAGGAGGAUUAAAGUUUAAGAAUCUUUUAGA
This is a messenger RNA of Lycium ferocissimum, 1946 nucleotides long. RefSeq names its product serine/threonine-protein kinase-like protein At3g51990. The transcript has a single exon. Gene Ontology annotation, biological process: protein phosphorylation. The coding region runs from base 259 to 1731 and encodes 490 amino acids. Gene Ontology annotation, molecular function: protein kinase activity; ATP binding. The record is from RefSeq and is a predicted model, not a curated record. NCBI's taxonomy places the organism in Eukaryota, Viridiplantae, Streptophyta, Magnoliopsida, Solanales, Solanaceae. Gene Ontology annotation, cellular component: plasma membrane.